Messenger RNA from Lycium barbarum (goji berry), 1170 nucleotides. Its product is annotated as thioredoxin H4-1-like. The record is from RefSeq and is a predicted model, not a curated record. The transcript has 5 exons. Bases 134 to 553 code for a protein of 139 amino acids. NCBI's taxonomy places the organism in Eukaryota, Viridiplantae, Streptophyta, Magnoliopsida, Solanales, Solanaceae.
CCGCAAAAUUUUCAUCUUCCCUUUUCUCUUCUUAUUACCAUUUUCGCGAUUAGCAGAGACUUCCGCUUCCGUUGGUCCCAAAGGGCACUGUAUAUUGUAGUUCUUUCACUAGGGUUCGGUUGCCCACCCCCUCAUGGGGCAGUGCUGGACUAAGGUAUGCAGUCAAGAGAGCAAUGAUGUCCCUCCCACUUUUGAUAUUGCUGGUGGAAAUGUUUGCCUUGUGAAAUCAAUGGACAAGUGGGAAGAAAAGAUGUCUGAAGCCAAUAACAGUGGCAAGAUUGCGGUGGUAAAUUUCAGUGCGUCAUGGUGUAACCCUUGUAGAGCAGUAGCACCAGGCUAUCAUGAACUUGCUGAUAAAUACACUUCAAUGAUAUUUUUAACUGUUGACGUGGAUGAGUUAGCUGAGUUAAGUACUUCGUGGGACAUAAAAGCUACUCCAACAUUCGUUUUCUUUAGAGAUGGCCGUCAAGUGGACAAAGUAGUAGGUGGCAACAAGCAAGAGCUCCAAAAGAAGUUGAUGAAUCUCGCAGUGUCUACAAGGUCCCCGGGUUGACAUACUGUUGCUUCGCUGCAGUAGGAAAAAUAUGAAUGCGAAAAUGCUAUUCUAAAAUUCUGGUUUUGUCACUUUAAUUUUGCGAUUUACUGCUGCAACAUCAUUUCGUAUUUCUAUGCAUAUUAAGAAAAGUACUGAGAUAUAAGGAAGUACAAUUUGCAGCUUGGAAAACAAAUUCAUAUGGGGGUACACCUUAGUUGUGUUACCCCAAACACGAGAAAGUAAAUGGCGACGUACAGUUAUUACUUAUCAUCAAUCUAUGGUUUAGUCUCCUGUAUAUAAGAAGUCUGAAAUUAUAUGUGCUACAAACCCAAAAUAAGAACAUACUACUGCUGGCAUAUUUUCUUUUUCAUAAUUCCGGCAAUACGGGCAGAGAUCCCUACAGAAACAGACUCAAAUCGAGGUUUUACAGUGGUACGAAAUCUUGUAUCAGGAGAAGACAAAUGACUUGAUGUCUCAACAAAGUCUGACUCUAGCCAGUGGACAUGACAGUAGUUAUGAAGUGGCAAAUCGAAUUACGAUACGCAUUGUCCGUUGACAAAGGAAUGGCACAGGAUGAGGGCAAGGAUGUGGGAAUGAUGAAAUAAUAUGGGAGUGACUUCAACAAAGCAUGUUCA